Molecule: messenger RNA, 579 nt
Organism: Indicator indicator
Lineage: Eukaryota; Metazoa; Chordata; Aves; Piciformes; Indicatoridae
Gene: RAMP3
Product: receptor activity modifying protein 3
Exons: 4
Coding region: 1-423 (140 amino acids)
Biological process (GO): intracellular protein transport; protein localization to plasma membrane; G protein-coupled receptor signaling pathway
Cellular component (GO): membrane; cell surface; signaling receptor complex
Molecular function (GO): coreceptor activity
Source: RefSeq, a predicted model, not a curated record
AUGGUUAAUGGUCUAGUGAUGCUUGGAUUUGCAGGGGCAUAUCAACAGACUCGUCUCUGCAAUGAAUCUCUCAUGUUAGAAAAGUUGCCUGCCUGUGGGAAGUCCUUUGAAGAGAUGAUGAAGAAAGUGGACUCCAAAAAAUGGUGCAACCUGACAGAAUUCAUCAUGUAUUAUGACAACUUUACCCAGUGCACAGAGCGUGAAGCCAACAGUGCCAGUUGCUUUUGGCCAAACCCCCUUGCUGAGGGCUUCAUCACUGGAAUUCAUAAACAAUUCUUUUCAAACUGUACUUCAGACAAGGUUCACUGGGAAGAUCCACCAGAUGAAAUUCUCAUCACUCUGAUCUUAAUCCCAGUCAUGUUGACAUGUGCCAUGAUAACACUGGUAGUGUGGUGCAGCAAGAGAAGCGAUAUCCUGGUGUGAGCUCUUCCACAAGGCUGAUUUUUUUUUUUCCUCCAUUUCCUCCUUCAAAAAACGCUAAGGAAAUAGGACAAAGAGAGAAACUCGGCAUAAAGACUUCAGAUCUGCUGACAUGGACCUGUGAGAUACUGAGACAGAGACAAUGCUCCUGUGAGCAAA